UCGUGAAUAAGAUGGGACCUACGAGAGUUCCGCUGGUGAUAUUCCGAGCGUUGAGCAGUAAAGCGCGGUCGUGUGUACCCCAGGAACCAGUAUUCCGAAAGCUGAAAGAGCAUCCUCGUGUGGAAAUCCCGAUACAGACGGUCCAUCUCCUCGAGAGAUUGUCUCUAGUUCGUUUCGGGGAAGCCGAAGCAGUCACGCGGCUGGAAGAAGCAGUGAAGUUCGCUCAGGCGAUUUUUGACGUUGACACUUCGAAUGUAGAACCAAUGCACACUGUGCUCGAAAACAGAAGUGUUCCUCUGAGAGAAGACCGUCCACAGAGGUGGGACCCAAAGCUGGUUCUCAAUAAUGUCACUAAAAUGGAAGAAGGUUUCAUUGUUGCGCCGCCGGGGAACAUUGCCCUGAAGGAGGAUGAGCGUCUAAAUGAUUUGAGGAGCUGA
Molecule: messenger RNA, 437 nt
Organism: Galendromus occidentalis (western predatory mite)
Lineage: Eukaryota; Metazoa; Arthropoda; Arachnida; Mesostigmata; Phytoseiidae
Gene: GatC
Product: glutamyl-tRNA(Gln) amidotransferase subunit C, mitochondrial
Exons: 2
Coding region: 12-437 (141 amino acids)
Biological process (GO): mitochondrial translation; regulation of translational fidelity; glutaminyl-tRNAGln biosynthesis via transamidation
Cellular component (GO): glutamyl-tRNA(Gln) amidotransferase complex; mitochondrion
Source: RefSeq, a predicted model, not a curated record